AUGGAUAAAGAAGUAUAUUGUGGAUCGGUUCCCGUGAGCUAUUUUGACCCUUUUGAUUUAUUUGAGAGUCUGAGGUCGGAGUUUCAGCAGAUUUUACCGUUAGACAAUAUACAUUGGAAAGCAUUUGAUGGAACUGUACGAACGGUCAACAAGCUGCCAAUUGAACUAAUCCCAGAAGAUAGAGGGGAGGGAGACAAGUCCAAUAAUGAACAGCCGUUUAUCAGAUUCCUCAUAGUGAAUUGCAUCUCUAUCGACCAGUAUAGGGCCAAAGUACGGCCUCUGGUGAGGCAGUGGCUACCAAGUCUAGAAUCGGUAUCUUCAUUGACAGGAGAGAAAAUGAUUUACAAACCAAUUAUUUUAUUGUAUGCCAAUUCUGAAGUGGUAGACUCUAAUCUAUUCAAAUCGGUAUCUCUAAUGGAGAAAUUUGGUAAAGACUUUCCGCAUAUACAAACUUUGGAGGUUCGAUCGGUUUAUAGAUCUCCCAAGGAUAGGCAGGAGUUUUGGAACCAAUUUAGCCAACAGAUAAAGGCUUCAGUGCUAAGCAUUUUUCAAAAACGAUUAACACAUCUACAACAUUCCUUGGCUAAUUUACAAAAAGGAAAUAACUUUGAGGAACAGCUUUUGACAAGGGAAAAAUUGUAUGAGUUAUAUGUAGUAUUCAAUAUUUUGGAAGAUGCAAGCCUGGAAUUACAAAAAAUCAAGAAAGAAAUACUACACAGGAACAUGAAUAUGCCGGAUGGGAAACUUCAAGUACCUUUUGAAUCAUCUUCUAAAUCAGAUGAAUCUUUAGGCUCCAUAAUAAUCGAAGGUACUCUUGACAAGUUCCAAUUGCAUAGGUAUUUUUUCAUUAGAAGGUUAAGACUUUUAAGAUUAGAUGACCAAACAUUGACCGCGUUUGUAGGAGCAUUUCAACUAAUCAAGAACUUUAUUGAAUCCAUAUCAAUAGGAUAUAGAAAAUCGGUUAGGUUAUUGGAGUUUAAACACUAUUUUCUGAAUUCUAUGCUGUCAUAUUUUCCAUUUGAAAAUGUCUCAAAUCCGCUAUUGUGCGAAAUAAGAGCUGAGUUAUUAAUGUUGAAGCGCGACAACUGGGUGCAAGGUGUUAUGGCGACAAGCGGUUAUAGAUUGAUGGACAGAUCAUACCCUAAUGCAGAAGUUUCAUAUAAAUUUGAUCUAUUAAAAGAAACCUUUGUUGAUGAAAUUGUCUUCCAAGAAAACUUCCUUGGUCUUACCAAGGAAAUUCUUUCUCUCUUUAACAAAUGUGAAGGGAAGCGUCAAAGGAUAGUAGAUAUUUUAUCCAUUGAAAUUGGAUUGCUCUAUUAUCAGGAAGAAAAAUAUGAGGAAGCCGUCUCGCUUUUUCUUUCAUGUUAUGAAUACUAUACUCAAACUAAUUGGAAUAACAUUGGUUCAAAAAUAUUGCAAGUCUUUAUUGAUUCCUUGAGCCACUGCCCCGAGUUAGAUGUCUUACAAAUUGAUGGAGAAUCGGUUUCUGCAUCCGCUGUUUUGAGUAAUGCAUUUCUCAAUAUACUUAAGUUAUGCAAAGAUAACGAUAGCAAGGAAAUUUGGUGGAAAAAGUUCAUGGAUUUGCAGAUGAAAAAUAGCAUUUAUUUGAUUUAUCCUUUGGAUGGGUUAUUCGAAGUAACGUUGAACCCUAAAGUUCAUCUCGUGAGAGCAAAUGUCAGUGGUAUUGAAGUCAACUUGACAAGCUACGGAUUUCCUGAAGACGUCAGUACAAAAACAAUGAGAUUGUCCUUGAAAAAUACAGGGGGAGAUGUCAUAGUUUUUGAAGCUAGUGAUUUUCUUUUGAAGAAAGGUGAAAACAAACCGAUAUUGGAGUGUAAAGAUAUCAUGUACGGUGAAUUUUCCCUCUUGUCUUUCGAAAUUAUUGUAGGGGGGAUCACUUUCGUGAAGGAUUUUUCGGAGAAUCAAGAUGGGAUUAUCGUGGUACCAGAAAUAUAUUGUAAGGAAAGCACCAAGGUUCUGGUGAGACAGGCACAUGAUUUGAACUUGGGAGAAUAUGCGCUUGACUUGACGAGCAUGCACUCUGACGUUUUAGAAUCAUUGCAAGUAGAGGUUGAGGUGCAAAAAAAUGCUGGAAACAUGAAAAAUGUACCUGUUAGUUUCUCCAUGAAUGAGAUCCAGGCAAGGAAGAGAUAUAAUACUUUAUUUGAGAAUGUUAGACUAGAAUACUAUUUGUUGGAUCAAAUAACCGCCUUUGACUUAAUAAUCAAAACAUCCUUUACCAAAAAAAAUGAUCAAGGCGCCUUCAGUGAGACUAAAAGAGUUCAUGUUGAAUGUUAUUUACAACUAUCUGUUUCCGUGGAAGACAUUUUUAAAAAAGAUAUAUUUUUUUUCAAAUUUCUUCUAAACUCUUCGAUUAGGGAAGAGCCGGUAAUUUUGUACAGCUCACAACUAUCAGCACCAGAUACACGAAAUGAUUACAAAAUAUAUGGUGACUAUAUCACCGCUACACCUGCGUUGGUUGCUUUUGAUGGAAAUGAGAGUUUCAUUAACUGCUACGAAAUCACAGCCAAUAGUAACUUUGAUUCAAAAGACAUCUUUAAUCUGAAAGUUAGAUACAAUACACUAAAAGAACAGCUUGAUUGUUUUAUUACAGACGCUGUACUUAUCGAAGGUGAUGUUGAGUGGUUUAUUCACUUUGAGAAAUGGAAAAUAUUCUGGGAAUUGGAAAUCUUGAAAAAGUUAAAAUACGAUUACGAUGCAUUCAAAGAAAACAGAAUAAUUAGGUUGUUGAAAGCUUCGAUAGACCUGAAUAAAACUAAGUCGCAGAUACGAAAGUUAUCCAUUGAAAAAAAAGUCCUUGAUAAAAUGUUGAUCUGCUUGAAUAAACUGGGCAGAGGGAUUGUAGUAUGCAAUACUGAUAUGGAUGAAUAUGUGAGGAAUCUGGUGCCGAAACAGUUGACUGUUCCGGUACAAUUACCAGGUUUUGAACAAUUCUUUCAUGUACAAUUCGAGUCAAUGGAAAUUAGAUAUGAUGCACUACACGAUACUAUGGCUACCAUAGGCAAUCCGGUCCCCUAUAUUGUAAUUGUGGAAAAUCUUAGUGAACAAUGGGGGCAAGACAUUAUAAAUGAUGGAGGAUAUAUUUUUGAAAUUUUGAGCAGUAAUGAAUGGUUAAUUCAUGGUCAAAAACGUUGUGCAAUAAAAGAGAAAAGAAUGGAGUUUGAAGUCCAUUUGAUUCCUUUAAAAAAGGGCUAUUUAAAUUUCCCUCACGUUGAAAUUACCAACAUAAAUGGUAAAAGUUGUAGAGUUGACCAUUCCAACGCAUUUGAGUCAAUUUUGAUAUUUUAG
Messenger RNA from Saccharomyces paradoxus, 3309 nucleotides. It is a transcript of the gene TRS130, whose product is annotated as transport protein particle complex II subunit TRS130. The record is from RefSeq and is a predicted model, not a curated record. Gene Ontology annotation, biological process: intra-Golgi vesicle-mediated transport; early endosome to Golgi transport. The transcript has a single exon. The coding region runs from base 1 to 3309 and encodes 1102 amino acids. NCBI's taxonomy places the organism in Eukaryota, Fungi, Ascomycota, Saccharomycetes, Saccharomycetales, Saccharomycetaceae. Gene Ontology annotation, cellular component: TRAPPII protein complex.